Molecule: messenger RNA, 4871 nt
Organism: Sciurus carolinensis (gray squirrel)
Lineage: Eukaryota; Metazoa; Chordata; Mammalia; Rodentia; Sciuridae
Gene: Atp13a5
Product: ATPase 13A5
Exons: 30
Coding region: 149-3826 (1225 amino acids)
Biological process (GO): intracellular calcium ion homeostasis; polyamine transmembrane transport
Cellular component (GO): late endosome membrane
Molecular function (GO): ATP binding; ATPase-coupled monoatomic cation transmembrane transporter activity; ATP hydrolysis activity
Source: RefSeq, a predicted model, not a curated record
CCUCCCUUUCCUUUGUUGGUCUAAUAAGCAAGGUGUGUGCCAACAGAUUUUAUAAGCACCUGAGAACAGCAAUGACAAGUAGCCACUGAGUUCACAGAAGUACAGGUGGUUUCGACAUUUCCCCAAGGAGUUAGCCAGGAGGGCCAUCAUGACAGGUCCACUUCAGAUGGAGGAGAAGAGUGAGGAGGACCAUCGGGCUUUGCUCAACCAAGGAGAGGAGAAUGAACUGGAAGUGUUUGGUUACCACACCCAGCAUCUUCGGAGAGCCCUGUGCCUUAUCACAUCUGUGCUGACUGGUGGUGUCCUUCAGCUACUCUUUUAUUGGAGGCCAGAGUGGAGGGUGUGGGCCAACUGUACCCCAUGCCCUUUGCAAGAAGCAGACACCAUUUUGCUGAGGACAACAGAUGAAUUUCAAAGAUAUAUGAGGAAGAAGGUACUCUGCUUCCACUUAUCUACCCUGAAGUUUCCCAUAAGAAAGAACCCAGAAGACCCCCUGGUGGCUGACCACCACUCUGUCAUAAACCAAGCAGUAAUGAAGCCGGAUUUAAAACUGCGAUGCAUUCAAGUGCAGAAAAUCAGGUAUGUUUGGGAUUACUUGGAGAAACGGUUCCAGAAAGUUGGGUUGCUGGAAGACAGCAACUCCUGCUACGACAUCCAUCAUACGUUUGGAUUGGGUCUGACCAGUGAAGAGCAGGAAAUCAGAAGAUUAGUGUGUGGGCCCAAUGCCAUUGAGGUUGAAAUCCAACCCAUAUGGAAGCUGCUUGUUAAACAGGUUUUAAAUCCUUUCUAUGUGUUCCAAGCCUUCACCCUAACUUUGUGGCUGUCUCAAGGUUAUAUAGAAUACUCUGUGGCUAUCAUCAUUUUGACCAUUAUCUCCAUCGUCUUAAGUGUGUAUGAUUUGCGACAGCAAUCAGUGAAGCUGCACAAUCUCGUGGAGGAUCACAACAAAGUCCGGGUUACAAUCCUUGUAAAAGACAAAGGUUUACAGGAGCUGGAAUCCCGCCUCCUGGUUCCCGGAGAUACACUCAUUCUUCCAGGAAAAUUAUCAUUGCCAUGUGAUGCUGUUCUGAUCGAUGGGAGCUGUGUGGUGAAUGAGGGCAUGCUCACAGGAGAAAGUAUACCUGUCACAAAGACACCACUGCCCGAAACGGAGAACACCAUGCCUUGGAAAUGCCACAGCUUGGAGGACUAUCGGAAACAUGUGCUCUUCUGUGGGACAGAAGUUAUCCAGGUCAAGCCCUCUGGGCAGGGACCCAUAAGAGCAGUAGUUUUGCAGACAGGUUACAAUACAGCAAAAGGGGAUUUGGUGAGAUCCAUCCUCUACCCCCGGCCUCUGAACUUCAAACUAUACAGUGAUGCCUUCAAGUUCAUCGUGUUCCUGGCUUGUCUUGGGGUUGUAGGUUUUUUCUAUGCCCUAGGAGUAUAUAUGUACCAUGAAGUCUCCCCGAGAGACACUGCGACCAUGGCCCUAAUCCUCCUCACAGUGACUGUCCCUCCCGUGCUGCCAGCUGCCCUGACCAUAGGCAUCGUGUAUGCCCAGAAGAGGCUGAAGAAAAAGAAAAUCUUCUGCAUCUCUCCACAGCGAAUCAACAUGUGUGGGCAAAUAAACCUUGUGUGUUUUGACAAAACAGGGACUCUUACAGAAGAUGGACUGGACCUCUGGGGGACUGUCCCUACUGCCAACAACUGUUUUCAGAAAGUUCACAGCUUUGCCUCAGGCAAGGCAUUGCCAUGGGGCCCUCUGUGUGCAGCCAUGGCCAGCUGCCACUCUUUGAUCCUUCUUGAUGGGACCAUCCAGGGAGACCCUCUGGACCUCAAAAUGUUUGAAAGCACUGCCUGGAAAAUGGAAGAUUGCGAUGUGAACUCCUACAAAUUUGGCAUGUCAGACUCAAACACAAUAAUAAAACCUGGACCGGAAGCCAGUCGGAGCCCUGUAGAAGCCAUUGCCAUCUUGCGCCAGUUUCCCUUUUCAUCAAGCCUGCAGAGGAUGUCUGUGAUUGCUCAGCUGGCCGGGGAGGAUCACUUCCGUGUCUACAUGAAGGGUGCCCCAGAGAUGGUGGCCAGGUUCUGCAGACCCGAAACAGUACCCAAGAAUUUCCCACAGGAGCUGAGGAAUUACACAGUGCAAGGCUUCCGUGUCAUUGCCCUUGCCCACAAAGCUCUGAAGUUGGGGAAGUUCUCAGAUGUGGAGCGUUUAGCAAGGGAGAAAGUGGAGUCAGAGUUAACACUUCUGGGACUUCUCAUAAUGGAGAAUCGCUUGAAAAAGGAAACCAAACCAGUCUUAAAGGAGCUGAGCGAGGCCCGCAUCAGGACUGUGAUGAUUACGGGUGACAAUCUUCAAACAGCUAUUACUGUUGCAAAGAAUUCUGAAAUGAUUUCUCCAAGCAGCCAGGUGAUCAUUGUUGAAGCCAGUGAACCAGAAGAGCAUAUUCCUGCUUCUGUGACCUGGCAGCUGGUUGAGAACCAAGAGAUGGGACCUGGGAAGAAAGAAGCCUGUGUUAAUAUUGGAAGCAGUUCCGGGUCUGAUGGGGAAACAGGGAGCAGUUACCAUUUUGCAAUGAGUGGGAAAUCAUACCAAGUGAUAUUUCAGCAUUUCAACAGCUUGCUUCCAAAAAUUCUGGUGAAUGGAACCAUUUUUGCAAGAAUGUCUCCUGGGCAGAAAUCAAGCCUUGUUGAAGAAUUUCAGAAAUUAAAUUACUAUGUGGGCAUGUGUGGAGACGGAGCCAACGACUGUGGAGCUUUGAAAAUGGCUCAUGCGGGCAUCUCGCUGUCAGAGCAGGAAGCAUCAGUGGCAUCCCCCUUCACCUCGAAAAUAGCCAACAUCGAGUGUGUGCCUCAUCUCAUCAGAGAAGGCCGAGCUGCUCUGGUUUCAUCCUUUGGAGUAUUUAAAUACUUGACCAUGUAUGGCAUAAUCCAGUUUAUUGGAACGUCACUGCUGUAUUGGCAGCUACAACUCUUUGGGAAUUACCAGUAUCUCAUGCAGGACAUAGCCAUUACUUUGAUGGUCUGUUUAACAAUGAGUUCAACUCAUGCCUACCCAAAGCUGGCUCCGUAUCGACCAGCGGGACAGCUCCUCUCUCCCCCUUUGCUGCUCUCUGUCUUCUUGAAUUCCUGUUUCACUUGCAUUGUACAGAUCUGUGCAUUUCUCCAUGUGAAGCAACAGCCUUGGUAUUGUGAGGUCUACCGAGACAGUGAGUGCUUUCUGGCCAACCAAAGUAAUUUCUCAUCCAAUGUGAGUUUGGAAAGAAACUGGACUGGAAAUGCAACUCUGGUUCCUGGUUCAAUUUUAAGUUUUGAGAGUACUACACUGUGGCCCAUCACCACCAUCAACUGUAUCACAGUAGCAUUCAUCUUUUCUAAGGGAAAGCCAUUUCGAAAACCUAUCUACACAAACUAUAUAUUUUCAUUUUUGCUGAUAUCUGCCUUGGGCCUCACGAUUUUCAUUCUGUUUUCUGAUUUUCAAGACAUAUAUCAUGGAAUGGAGUUCAUCCCAACCGUAACAUCAUGGAGAGUUUCAAUUUUGGUAGCAGCUCUUACCCAGUUCUGUGUUGCCUUCUUUGUAGAGGAUGCCAUCCUUCAAAAUCGAGAGUUCUGGCUGUUGAUCAAGAAUGAAUUUGGAUUCAACUCUAAGAGUCAAUAUCGGAUCUGGCAAAAAAAGCUGGCAGAAGACUCUACCUGGCCCCCCAUAAACAGGACAGAUUAUGCAGGUGAUGGUAAAAAUGGAUUCUACAUCAACAAAGGCUAUGAAAACCAUGAACUGGUCUCAAAAGAAAAACUCAAAUCAGGGGACCAAAUCAAGGAACAGCAUUUUUGGACCAGACUGUAAUUGGAAUUGUUGUACAUGUUGAGCAGCAUCACCCUCCUCCAAACACAUUGUGGAAGGUGAAAAGAGGGUCCCCUUAUCUUUUUUCUCUCCAUCCGAGCAUUCAAAGCACUUUCCUUAAUGCAUUUAGCCUUGCAACAAAGACCUUGAACUUAUCUAUUUUUAUUAUAUCCUUUCCAAUUGGGAGAAAAAAUGCAUUUCUUGGAUUAUCAUUUUAAUAUGCUUUAUUCAUAUUAUAUUGUUUAAAUGCACAACUCUUAGGAUAAUGAAAUUAGAAGUAUGAAUGACAACAGAAGAAAGAAAAACUGAGGAAAUAUUUGGUCUUUGAAAGUUUUACCAAUAAGUUAAUUGUCAUAAGUUUCUUUAAAUCUUACAUUUGUAAAGAACAUAUAUGUACAUAUCUUUUUACAAGGUAACUAAAUUCUUUCUUUUUGCUUCAUUGUAUGGUUUUAAUAGAAAUAAAUAUUAACAUUUACUUCAGAAAAUUCAUCCCUAACUAUAUAGUAAGCCAAAGUCAGGUGGAAGUGGAGAAUGGCAGAGAUUUGUGUUAAUUGCAUAUAAUCUUAGCACAGGCAUAGCUAAUACCUAAGCAAACUCCACCAAAGUUUGGCAAUUCCCAAAGUAGUGAGCUAGGAGGUCCCUGGUAAAUCUCAAAGGUAAUGGAAUGAAUGUUUAAAAUGUGCUUUUCACCUCAAAAAGUCUGGUGCCUUGAUUUAUUCUGUACACUGACACACCCAAACUUCAAGUUCUAAGUCAAAAAAACAGGUCAAAAAAAAAAUACACACACACACACACACACACACACACACACACUUCAGAGGAGGAAAUUUAUUUUGGGUGAAUGUUUGAAAUUACCUAGUAGGUUUUCCUUAGAAUUUAAAGCUAACUGCUGGUUAACUAAAACCAGUCCAUCCCAUAAUUGUCAGAUGUGUGCCUAAUAUCAUGAUAUAUGGACUCAAUGUGAGAAAGCCUUAAGUUUACAAUCUGUAAUAUUUAGGACUGACAAAUUUUUUCAACAUUUUAGCAAUAUACUCCUGUAAAUAGCAUU